Molecule: messenger RNA, 1716 nt
Organism: Medicago truncatula (barrel medic)
Lineage: Eukaryota; Viridiplantae; Streptophyta; Magnoliopsida; Fabales; Fabaceae
Product: glycosyltransferase family 64 protein C4
Exons: 5
Coding region: 402-1400 (332 amino acids)
Cellular component (GO): membrane
Molecular function (GO): glycosyltransferase activity
Source: RefSeq, a predicted model, not a curated record
CCCCUCCUACAUUCCAAACACAUAACUAUAAAAAUUGAUAAAAUUUCAUUUAUUUCCAUUCAUAUUGCGUGCAUCAACCAAAAUCUCUGAACUCCGAACCAAAAACAGCACCGUUCUCACAAAAACACCAUAGCCAACAGGAUCUUCCUCUGUUUCUUCAUUUUCUGAUCUAACCAAUCAAACGGGAAUAAAACCAUCCACGUGUCAUCUAUCACCUGAUUCAUGUCUCCUUAACCAUCGAAAACAAACGAAUCCUCUUCCAUUUUCAUGAUCCAAGACACGUUAAAAUCUUAAACUAAUCAGAAGCUCCGGUUCGAAAUGAAGGUUUUCUUGGUUCGUUACUGAACCGAACCGGUUUUGGUUUUUUUUUUAUUUAGAUUUUGUUGUUAUUAGCGGCGGUGAUGAGAGGGAGCUGUUGGUUGAACCGUCGGAUUGAACAGAGGUUUCGGUUACUUGCGAUCUCCACCGUUAAAUCAGCCAAGAUCAAGCUUCUGUUAUUUUGUUGCGUCGCGUUAACGCUUCUCGCGUUUUCUUCUACUGGUUCAAGUUUCUUAUUAUGGAAUAAUACUAAUCAAACCCCUCAAAUUCCGAGUUUCACUGAUUCAAGGAAAGGAUAUUCUAUUGUAAUGAACACGUGGAAGAGAUAUGAUCUCUUAAAGCAGUCUAUCAAACAUUAUUCAUCUUGUCCUCGACUUGAAUCAGUACAUAUUGUGUGGAGUGAACCCAAUCCUCCUUCAGAAAGUCUUCUAAAAUAUCUGCACCAUGUUGUAAAGUCCAAGUCUAGAGACGGACGAUAUGUAAAGUUGAGGUUUGAUAUCAACACGGAAGACAGUUUGAACAAUAGAUUUAAAGAAAUUAAGGAUUUGGAGACUGAUGCUGUCUUUUCUAUUGACGAUGAUGUCAUAUUUCCUUGCUCUUCGGUGGAAUUCGCAUUUGAUGUUUGGCAAAGUGCACCUGAUGCAAUGGUGGGAUUUGUACCUCGUGUCCAUUGGGUAGAUUCAUUGAAUGGCGACAGCAACAAAUUUAGAUAUGGUGGAUGGUGGUCUGUGUGGUGGACGGGUACAUAUAGUAUGGUGCUCUCCAAGGCAGCAUUCUUUCACAAAAAGUAUUUCAGUCUCUACACAAAUGAGAUGCCAUCAUCAAUUAGAGAAUUUGUAACUAAGAACAGGAAUUGUGAAGAUAUUGCAAUGUCUUUUCUUGUCGCGAAUGCAACCGGUGCACCCCCGUUAUGGGUUAAAGGUAAAAUAUAUGAGAUUGGAUCAACUGGAAUUAGUAGUUUGGGAGGUCAUAGUGAACGGAGAUCAGACUGUGUCAACAUAUUUACUUCUGUGUAUGGGCGGAUGCCCUUAGUAUAUACCUCAGUGAAAGCCGUUGAUAGUCGCAAUGUCUGGUUUUGGUGAUUGGUAGAUUGUAAUUUUCGUUGCAUUUUUAGAUAUUCCACUGUUGUCAAUUAUUGUUUAGUAGCUAGUUUUUUUUUUACUCUGUUUAGUUGCUAGUUGAGUUACCACGUUCACGUUAGUCAUUUAUAGCUGUAUGAUAUUAAAUUUUAUACACAAUUCUUGCUUUUUUACUCUGUUUAGCAAGUUCCUUAGGUUGAUUUCUUGUAAUAUUGAAUUGUAAUGAAAGGCAGCAUCCUCUGUAAGGGUGCUUUUUGUCUCAGAGAAUAAGGAUUUGAUUGUAGAAUAUUGAAAUUGAAGGAUAUUAAAAUUUUAGUAA